Molecule: messenger RNA, 4623 nt
Organism: Pelobates fuscus (common spadefoot toad)
Lineage: Eukaryota; Metazoa; Chordata; Amphibia; Anura; Pelobatidae
Gene: IFT172
Product: intraflagellar transport 172
Exons: 40
Coding region: 1-4566 (1521 amino acids)
Biological process (GO): intraciliary transport
Cellular component (GO): intraciliary transport particle B; ciliary basal body; axoneme
Source: RefSeq, a predicted model, not a curated record
AUGGCUGAUUCUAAUCCACCCACACAGUGUGGACAUAGUUUGUGUAGCCAGCAGGCUAUUCUUGUGGUGAUCCUUUCUGUUCAUUUUCUGUUCCUACCUAGGCUGCGUGUUCUUAACUGGAGUUCCCGGAAGUCUUUGUGGGAAGAAGCUCGACCGAAGGAGAUUGCCAAUCUUUACACGAUAACGGCUCUGGCCUGGAAAAAGGACGGCUCCCGGCUGUGUGCAGGCACUCUUUGUGGAGGGGUUGAACAGUUUGAUUGCUGUUUGCGCAGGACAAUCUAUAAGAAUAAAUUUGAAAUGACGUAUGUUGGACCCAGCCAGGUGAUUGUGAAGAAUCUGUCCAGCGGGACCCGCGUGGUGCUGAAGUCUUUUUAUGGGUAUGAGUUGGAUGAAGUAAAGAUUCUUGGCAAGGAGCGAUACGUGGUGGCUCACACCUCUGACACAUUACUGCUGGGAGACCUGGAGACCAACAGCCUGAGCGAGGUGGCUUGGCAAGGAUCUGGCGGGAAUGAAAAGUUCUUCUUUGAAAAUGAGAAUGUUUGCAUGAUCUUCAAUGCGGGGGAACUGACAUUAGUGGAGUAUGGAAAUAAUGAGAUUCUAGGCACGGUGCGCACUGAAUUCAUGAACCCACAUCUUAUCAGUGUCCGUCUGAAUGAGCGCAAGCAGCCGGGAGCGCCAGAUAAUAAGAAGCUAGCUUACCUCAUUGACAUGAAGACAAUCGCUAUUGAGGAUCUCGUGGCUGGCUGUAACGUGGGUUCUGUGGUACAUGAUACAAAGAUUGAUUGGCUGGAGCUGAACGAAACUGGACGCAAGCUGCUCUUCAGAGAUAAAAAGCUACGGUUGAACCUUUUUGAUAUUGCCAGUGGGCAGAAGACCCCAAUCUUGAAUUACUGUUCCUAUGUCCAGUGGGUGCAUGGCAGCGAUGUUGUUGUGGCGCAGAACAGAAACAACCUUUGCGUCUGGUAUAACAUUGAUUCUCCGGAGAGGGUUAACAUGAACCCCAUUAAGGGUGAUGUUGUGGACGUGGAAAGAUGUGAAGGGAAGACAAAUGUCUUGGUUAUGGAUGGGGUUAACUUGGUAACCUACACGCUGGACGAGGAGCUGAUUGAGUUUGGGACAGCUAUUGAUGAUGGAGAUUAUUACAGAGCUGCUGCUUUUCUGGAGAAUUUGGAGAUGUCACCUGAAACUGAAGCCAUGUGGAAAAGUCUCAGUAAACUAGCACUGGAGGCGGAGCACAUUCAUGUGGCAGAUAGGUGCUUCUCGGCCCUUGGAGAUGUGGCGAAAGCCAAAUUCCUACGUGAGACAAAUGAGAUCGCAGAACAGGCAGCUAAGGAAUAUAGUGGGGAUGGGACAGAUUUCUACAAAGUGCGUGCUCGUCUUGCAAUGCUGGGUAAGAACUACAAACUGGCUGAGAUGAUCUUCCUGGAGCAGAACUCGGUGUUGGAAGCCAUGGAGAUGUAUCAGUCGCUGCACAUGUGGGAGGAUUCCAUUGCAGUAGCCAAAGCCAUGGGUCACCCAGAACUAGAAAACAUGAGGCGCACCUACCUGCAAUAUCUAGCAGAUAGCAAACAAGAAGAGAGAGCGGGAGAAGUGCGGGAGCUGGAGGGAGAUUACAUAAUGGCUGUUAACCUAUAUCUCCGUGCCGGACUCCCCGCUAAGGCUGCUAAACUGUGCAUGAGUCAGGAACAGCUGCUGCCUGACUCUGACCUUAUUACCAGGGUCACUGCUGCCCUUAUUAAAGGAGACUUCUACGAAAGGGCUGGGAAUUUGCUUGAGAAAGCAAAUCAUUCUCGUCGUGCGUUGGAGUGUUACUGUAGAGGCAACGCGUUUAAAAAUGCUGUCGACUUGGCACGUGUGGCCUUCCCAGCAGAGGUGGUGAAGUUAGAGGAGACAUGGGGAGAUUAUCUGGUGCAGCAGAAACAGCACGAUGCAGCCAUUAACCAUUAUAUUGAGGCUGGCUGUACGUUGAAGGCCAUCGAUGCAGCUCUGGCUGCCAGACAGUGGAAGAAAGCCAUUCACAUCCUGGAGCUUCAGGAGCCAAAGACUGCCAGCGGUUAUUACCUGAAGAUCGCUCAGCACUAUGUCUCCGUGCAGGAAUAUGAGGUGGCUGAGCAGCUGUUUAUAAAAUCUGGAAGAUCCAAAGAUGCUGUAGAUAUGUACACGCAAGCGGGCCGCUGGGAGGAGGCACACACACUGGCAUUAAAGUGUAUGGAGGUGGAUGAAGUGUCGGCACUGUAUAUCACACAGGCCAAGGAGUUGGACAAACUGGGCAAAUUUAAAGAGGCAGAAAGACUAUACAUUACUGUCGAUGAACCUGACCUCGCUAUCACUAUGUACAAGAAACAACACAUGUAUGAGGACAUGAUCCGACUGGUUGCCAAAUACCACCAGGAUCUUCUGAUUGACACACACCUGCACCUCGGCAAGGAGCUGGAAUCUGAGGGACGUCUGCGAGAGGCUGAGUAUCACUACCUGAAAGGGAAAGAUUGGAAUUCCUCUGUGAACAUGUACAGAGUGGCCGGAUUGUGGGAGGAAGCACACAGAGUGGCUAAAGAACAUGGUGGGGCCAACGCACCUAAACAAGUUGUCUAUCUCUGGGCAAAGAGCCUGGGAGGAGAUGCAGCUGUGAAGCUCCUCACCAAAUUCACUCUCCUGGAGACUGCGAUUGAUUAUGCAACUGAGAACUGUUCCUUUGACUUUGCCUUUGAGCUAGCCCGUCAGGCCAUGAAAGAGAAGAUUCCUGAAAUACACCUGAAGUAUGCCACAUUUCUCGAGGAUGAAGGCAGAUUUGCAGAGGCUGAGUCAGAGUUCGUGAAGGCUGGAAAACCGAAUGAAGCUGUACUUAUGUAUGUCCAUAACCAGGACUGGGAUGCAGCUCAGAGAGUUGCCGAGCUUCAUGACACAGAUGGUGUGGGGCACGUCCUGAAAGGCCAAGCUCAUUUUGCUUUUGAACAAAAGGAAUACCAGAAAGCUGAAGCCCUGCUUCUCCGUGCUCAGAGACCAGACAUUGCUGUGCACUAUUACAAGGAAGCUGGAAUGUGGAGCGAUGCCAUCCGUGUGUGCAAAGAGUACAUCCCAGCACAGCUUGAGCAACUGCAGCAGGAGUACGGACGGGAGGUGGCCAAGACAGGAGCCAGAGGGACAGAGGCAUUGGUAAAGCAGGCCCGUGAGUGGGAGCAGGCGGGGGAAUACGCCAGAGCUGUUGAUUGCUACUUGAAGGUUAAAGAAAUGGAGAACAUUCAGCUAAUGGAAAAAUGCUGGAUGAAGGCAGCAGAAAUAUCUAUCAAAUUCUUGACGCCAGGCAGAGGCUUGGAAGUGAUUCGUACUGUGGGCCCUCAGCUUGUUUCUGCUGGAAGACACAAUGCGGCUGCGGAACUCUAUCUCAAUAUGGAUCUCUAUAAGGAGGCGAUUGAUGCGUUUAUUGAAGGUGAAGAAUGGAACAAAGCAAAGAGGGUGGCCAAAGAGAUGGACCCUCAGUAUGCAGAAUACGUGGAUGAACGCUACAAGGACUAUCUGAAGAACCAAGGCAAAGUGGACUCGCUGGUCGGCGUUGAUGUCAUGGCCGCCCUGGAUAUGUAUGCCGAGCGAGGACAGUGGGAAAAAUGCAUUGAGACAGCAGCCAAGCAGAAUUACAGGGUUCUUCACAAGUACGUUGCUCUGUUUGCAACUCAUCUCAUCAAGGAGGGCAACUGGAAUAAAGCACUCAGCUUAUACGCACAACACGGAGCUCCGGCAAACCCACAGAAUUUCAACAUCUACAAGCGCAUCUUCUCUGAGAUGGUGAACAGUGGCAACAUGAACCGUUCGGACAUGUAUCACGUGUGGGCCGAUCUCCGGGAUACUCUGUGUAAUCUGUGUGAGAACUUGGUGAAAUCGAGCGAGGCCAAUUCCGGAGCACACCAGGAGUUUGAGCAGAUGCUGCAGAUUGCUCAUUAUUACAGCACACGAUCCGCUUCACUCAGUGUACCGCAGCUGGAGGUUUUGGCUGUCAAACUGUGUAUUUCUCUGCUCCGUCACACAGAUCUGAUUCCUGCAGACAAGUCUUUCUAUGAGGCAGGAAUGGCUGCCAAGACAAUCGGCUGGGAGAACUCAGCUUUCAUAUUUCUGAACAGAUUCUUGGAUCUUGUUGAUGCCAUAGAGGAAGGCAACCUGGACGCUUUGGAUCACUCAGAUUUCCAGGACACAGACAUCCCUUUUGAAAUUCCUUUGCCUGACAAACAACAUGUUCCGGUAGAGAAACGAGAGGAGGUUCGUGAGUGGGUCCUGGCGGUUUCUAUGGACCAGCGAGUGGAUCAGGUUCUCCCCAAGGAUGAGAGAGGAACAUAUGAAGCUGCUCUAAUUGACGUCAGUAGCGGGGUUCGCUCACUACCCUGUCUAAUUACAGGGUACCCCGUCCUCCGAAACAAAAUAGAAUUCAAACAGCCGGGAAAGGCUGCAAACAAAGAAGAUUGGAACAAGUUUCUUAUGGCUGUGAAGACCAGUCACAGCCCCGAAUGCCAAGACGUGUUAAAGUUUAUCAGUCGGUGGUGUGGUGGCCUCCCAAACACCAGCUUCUCCUUUCAGUGAAGGACUACGUCCACACCCUGUGUAUAUUUCAUGUGUAAUAAACUUGUUAUAACCUCA